Messenger RNA from Bombina bombina (fire-bellied toad), 999 nucleotides. It is a transcript of the gene SHISA5, whose product is annotated as shisa family member 5. The record is from RefSeq and is a predicted model, not a curated record. Lineage: Eukaryota; Metazoa; Chordata; Amphibia; Anura; Bombinatoridae. The transcript has 5 exons. The coding region runs from base 38 to 673 and encodes 211 amino acids.
AGUGCAGCCCCCUCCUUGCAGACGGGUUGUGUUGCUGAUGUCACUGGGAGGUGCGGGGCUGGGAGCAGAGCAUUUCUCUUCUGCAUCUCACACAGGAAGGUUCCCUGCAGCUCCAACACAAAGUAUCAUGGCACCAACACCCAUCGCCCUCCUAGGGGCCCUUAGCCUGCUCUGCCUGCCUGGAGUAUUUUCUCAGGAUUGUGCAGCGUAUAUAGGGAAUGACCUUCGCUUUCACCAGGCUCAAACCUGCAUCCUGUCCUUCUGCUCAGGGACAUGUGUAGAGAGAUACUGCAGCAUUAUCCCAAUGGCUGCGCUGGACCAAGGCCAAUUCUUGUGUGUGGUGACAAAUUUCUGGGUGAUACUUGGAGCUGCCAUUGUAAUUGGCUUGAUAGUGGUUGCCGGAGUCGUUACGUGCAUCUGCAAAUCUUGCUGCGGUAUUCUAAACAUGUGUACGGGAGGAUCCAGACACACUCCAGUACGCACCAGUGUUCAAGUCACAAAUGUUAUUCCCCGCCAGCCUGUUAUGCCAGUGGUUGUACCAAUGGCCGCACAUGGAUACCAGCCUGUCAUGAACCCUCCUAUGUAUGCUGGACCUGCAAACAAAGGGUAUUUACCCCCACCCUACCCAGGUGAGGCUACAGCGCCACCUAGCUACCCAACUAGUCAGUGGUGAAGAGGCCAGAGGGUGUGAAAACCGGGCUUUUGUGGAAUAGGCUUAACCCCUAGAACCCUGCACUGUUGGAUACAACGCAGAAAAUGUACACUCUAUUUACGCAUGGGUUGUGGGCCUUUCUUUCUGUGGUCUGGAAUUUAACCACUUGAAACAGUUUAUUAGCAAUUUGUGGCUGUCUAGUUUUCUAUAAUGUGUUAUAAGUUCAACUAUAAAAUAGCAUUUAAACAUUUGCCCCUGAUGUUGUGCACUGUGCUAUACUGUGCUGCUAGCGGACAUUUUACUGUGAGGCAUUGUCAUUUCAAUUACAGACUGGUACUACGGCACAA